Messenger RNA from Gigantopelta aegis, 932 nucleotides. RefSeq lists its product as uncharacterized. The record is from RefSeq and is a predicted model, not a curated record. NCBI's taxonomy places the organism in Eukaryota, Metazoa, Mollusca, Gastropoda, Neomphalida, Peltospiridae. Bases 111 to 854 code for a protein of 247 amino acids. The transcript has 4 exons.
UCUAUUCCUGAUCGGACCGAAGAUUAUGCCGUCGAUAAAUAGGAUGUCACUUGUUUCCGUUGUUAGCGGUACACAUACUUAGUAAACCCGCCCUGAGUGUUGUCUUGACAAUGGUGGAAUGUAUCAACCUGGGGCGGCAAUGGGGGAACCCUCCACAGUCGCACCGACCUAUGGGACUGAUAGGACACGGGUGCUGUUUAGUGAAGGCCAAAGGGUUAGGCGUUGAAGAUGGCGACAUGUACUACACAUAUUCCCGACUUCUGGCUUUGGACACAGGAGGGGCUUUUAGUGCAGGGAACACAGCGCAUUCGUGUGAGCUCGAGCCUGCGGUACUUGCGCCAGGGAUCCAGGGACAUCUCAAGAAGCGCUGCCAGACGCCCGCGUUCCCUCUGCUUCCCGGACAGGACCGACUUCGAGCGAAGUGUCACGAGUAUCGCCAGGACUCGCCGGAACCGAGUCCUACUAAGUAUGUUCCACAGAUACUGAUGAACGAAUUAUGGGACAGCUUCAAAAGGAAUCACGAUAGAUUACUUCCGAUGUCCACUAUCGCCGUCAGAUGGCGCUUACGUUACGAGGUGCCCAACUACACUUUGAAGGAGUUGUACGCCAUCAUGCGGCACUACGGCUCCAUCGCCGCCAUGUACCAGACCAGCCCCAACAGCGCUAUCAUCGUCUUCGACAACAUCCUGUCCGCCUGCCGCGUCAUGCACGCCAGUCAGCUCAAACAUCUUCGCAACGUCAUCAUCUGUAGCUGGUGGCAUGUCUACAUGUGGAACAAGUCGUUCAACACCAUCAGACAGACGGCGUUAGAAAAGAAGAAGAGAUAUUUACAAUAUAAAACGUAUUAUGUCUAAGCUGUGCUUUCUUCUCUUCCCAUUCCACAAGACGAUCAUUAACAUUAAAAAUAUUUGAUGUCUGAAUCAUGACGUCUU